Fusarium pseudograminearum CS3096 is the source of this 3015-nucleotide messenger RNA. RefSeq lists its product as uncharacterized. Bases 1 to 3015 code for a protein of 1004 amino acids. The record is from RefSeq and is a predicted model, not a curated record. Lineage: Eukaryota; Fungi; Ascomycota; Sordariomycetes; Hypocreales; Nectriaceae. The transcript is spliced from 2 exons.
AUGGCCAGCCGGCCAUUUUCCUUCGUGCCUUCAUGGUUGAUAUUUUGUGUUACCGCCGUACUGGCGGCAACUAAUGUUCCCAACGAAUUCUCCAGCUUCAUCCCCAGCUGUGCUGCCGAAUGUUUCGCUUCUUUCUUAAACGUCAACUAUGUCCUCGAUACCUGCACAGGGAGACACUUAUUGGAUUGCCUAUGUCCUCGAAUAGGCGCAUUGGGCUUCACUUUGGGUGAAGGCGCAAUGCAAUGUAUAUCAGCUGAACGAUCCAUUGGACUUUGUUCGACAGUCGAAGCGAGUGAACGAGUUAUUGAGCGCGCGUAUGCCAUCUGUAAUGGGAGGCCGAAUGCAGCUCACCCAACUCAUCUCACCAUCACAGCAACAUUGGUUAUGGAUCCUUCAGGAAGAGGAGUUGUCACUUUCCCUCCUGUGGUUAAAUCGAGUACUACAACAAGCCCGGAAACUUCGACCACUACCCAGUCAUUACCUACAACACUGGUAAUGGAUACAUCGUCGCCUCCUGUCAUUCCAAGACCAUCGACCAGAACAAGGAUACGAUCGACAACAAAGGAGGAUAUCUCUACAGAUUUUCCAGACGAAACUACUUCUGCUUCGGAUAUUAUUUCGAUUAGCGAACCUCCGUUUACUAGAUCUACGACUUUCGAAACCACAAAGUCUACUUCCACUUUUACUUCAGAGACCGAGACCACCACAGAGGCAGCGGGUGGCGCUGGCGGAACGAGCAAAGACGAAGACAGUGAUGAUUCCAACAAGCUCUCCACAGAGCAGAUCGCUGGUAUAUCAGUAGGAGUUCUUGCCGCGGUUGGAGUGGCAGUGGGAGCUAUCGUUCUGGCAAGGUACUGUCGGCGAAGAAAGUAUCCACAUGUUAAGACUGGUUUUCUCCCUAUGCGGGAUACUUGGGGUUACAAGGCAGAUCGAUCUGACAAUGGCGGACACAACUCUUGGAUGGUUCACCAACUUCGUCCCGACUUGGACCCUGGAAGUCAAGCACCACCACCUCCUGCGUACAACAGAGCGAAUGCCAGACCUGAGAAUAUCGGUGUUGCGUUGUCGCCUCCUUCUUCGAACCGAAAUACGGUGAAUUCUUCUCCCCUGAGAAGACUGUCGAAGCUACUCCCUGCAAAGCCAACUUUGCCACACCAAUCUUCUGAAUCCACUGGCGAAAAGCCCCUGCCUCCUAUCAAGCCAGAACAGGAAGACAAUGGACAACCAGAUCGAGGCACGAGCCCUCAACUUCCACAGCCAGCACUUACUGCUGCCUCUGUUGCCGCUGUCACCGCUAUUGCCGCUUCAUCCCCCAGAUCUCGACCCAUGCCACCAAAGCUGCAUAUUCCUCCGGCUGAAAUGUCCGCAGGCGGAGCUGUGGGAGCGAACAACCGCGAAAGCAACGUAACUGAGUUCGAGGAAGACCGUACGUCGAUGUCUCCUAACAAUGUCAAUACACAAGUCUGGAGACCCCCACCAUCGACUCCUUUGUCAGCCACCACCUAUUAUGUUGCUGAUCAGUACGGUAACUGGAUCCUUGGUAACCCAAAACGUGCAUCUGUGAUAGCACGGGGUUCGCAAGAUUCCAAUGGAUCUCAGGGAGGUGCUUUAAAGACACUAUCAAAAGAUGGCAACGGCUCUCUUGGCAACACGGGACAAACCAGUGCCCGAACUCUUGCUCCUCCAGCAGAGAUUGUUCCUGCGAGUGCUCAAAACAAACCGUACGGACCACGCCCACAGUAUCCUUCACCCUUCUUCUCAUCACAAUCUCACCCGCGACGUAGUGCUUCUUCCCGUCGGUCAAUUACCAGGCCAUUGACUCGCCCACGCGAAGACUCCAACAGUAGUAGUGCCACGACUAUUACCACGUCGACCGAGUCUUCCAUGAGCAUCCCUUCCGUGACGCUUGAACAGCAAGUCAGCCUCUCUCCUGUUGCAGAGUCCCCUCAGUCCGUGCGAGUUCGUCAACAACAGCAGCAACAGCCUCAAAUACCGCCGCGAGAUCCUCGACGGGCAAGCCAGAUGGGCAACCCGGGCGAUAAUGUCAAUGCCAGAUUGGCCCCUCCUUCGCGACAAAUAUUCUACAGUCCUCCUGGCCAACCAAGUCCAACAUUGGGCAUGAUGCAGCCUCCUUCUGCAUAUAACGCAGCACGACAGCAGCCAGGACCUCAAAAUACUCAAGCUAUCCCGAACUCAGGACUCGAGACAACUUCUCCAACGAUGCGCAUUGUUGAACCGUCUCCCGAGCCAGAGGACAAUAUCGCAGAUCCACCCGCUGUCAAGCCAGAAGAGAUUCGUGCUUCCCCCUUUUACUUUAACCCGCCAUAUCCUCAACCUAUCCAAGGCCGUCAACCGUCACAGCAACAUCGUCGGUCUGCUUCGGGGUCUCAACCUCAAAACUACCGACCGUAUCAAAGGCCUCCCUCUUUCCAACCGUCUCCCCGUGAGCAACAAGCAGCUUGGCAACCUAUCCAGCGCCUUCACUCUCACCACCAACAACAACGCCACCAGCCUCAGCAGCAGCAUAACGUGUGGCAUCCAGCACAGCGUAAUCCUCAAUCGUACCAAUCUUUCCAACAACAGCCUCCUUUACAGCCCUACCAGCGCCCACCGCAUUCAAACAUCUACCAACAGCAACCUCAUAUGCACCAAUCAUUCCAAGCACGACAAAAUCAACAGUCCCAACCUCAAAGCCAGGGAAGCUACCAAUCGUUUCAACCAUAUUCUGCACCGCAACAGACCCAAAUACACCCUUCACAGUAUCAAAACUAUCGUCCUCCUCAACCUAUGACCACGCCACUUGCCCAAUCUGGGAGCCAGGAUUCACUCCUUUCCAAGCGUGUCGGUUUUGAUCGUGCUGCUGACAUGACUAUUGGCACCGAUCCCGCUGGCAAAUCAAAGUGGAAUCGUGAUGUUCAAAACAGUACACCCCCAAGCUAUCCCAUGUCACCUCAUUGGCAGCCAACAUUGACCCCUACACGGCGAGGAGACGACCUGGUUCUGAAUGUGCAGUGA